UACCGCUUGUUGAAUCGUCAGUUGGUAUUAUCGAGUCGCUUCAGUAGUUUUAUCGUUACGUGCGGGUACGAGAUUACGAUAUCGUGGACGUAAUAAUAUUACGACUACGUAAUCCACAAAAUUCGAUCGGUUCGUGUGAAAAUUCGGCUUACGAGAUGUGAAUCGCUAUAGAUCGAGAAUUGUGUCGCGUCGGUGAUUUUAUAGGGGGCAAUUAUGAAAGCGAGCUCUAGACGAUCAUCGAUGAUCAACAUGGAUACCAGUUUGUCGACGUUUUCCGAAAGCUUCUAUAGGUUGUUUAAUAACCUAAACGAAGAUGCCGAAGAAUCGUUGGUAUCGUUACUGGAGGAAAAAGUCAUACCGAAGAGCGAAAAAGAAGAGAAAAUAUUCAAAGAAUCGUACAAAAGACCUAAAACAUUGAUGGUCGAUCGAACCUACGAAACACGUAGAUCAUUCCAUAGAAAACGAAAAGAUAAUUCGGAGGAUCAGUUUCUAAAAACGUACGAAUACUACGAAUCGCUUCAUUCGCCAGCUGUCGCUCGAAGACGUUCUUCAUCCAUCGCUGUUCCUCAGCCGACCAUCGAAGUAUCAAAUUUCCUACACGCUGAUAAACCUCCACGUUCCGUAUCACCUCGCCCCACCGGGGGCAGAAAAUGCGCCAUUACGACGGCCACUCCGCAGAGAAAUCGGACAGCUUCGAUGCCCACUGUUUCCAGGCAAAAGCCUAUGCUGAGCCAGACUAGACGGCAAGAUGAUCCGGAUGGAUAUUAUAGACUGCGAUCGUUUUCUAUUACGCCUAACGGAGUAUGCAAAAACCUAGGAGACUGCUUGAAAACCAAACGUUCGCGAUCUAGUUGUUCUGUGGAUUCAUCGCCCGCUCCUAUUACUCAAAGGUUGACGGGAACCAAUUCGCAAGAGAGCAAUAACGAAGUACCAACAUUCACAGUUGGAAUGUUAGGAGCUGCGAACGUUGGAAAAACAACACUUUCCUAUCAGUUUACCACCUCCGAAUAUAUAUGCGCUUACGAUACAUCUCUAGAUGACGAAUUCGGCCAAAAAACCGUUUGUAUAUCGUUAAACGGGCAAGAGGCGGAAUUCAAUAUAAUCGACAUUCCAGCAUCCGAGAUGUCGGUGGAAACAUUCUGUUACACGUUUAAUGUAGACGUAUUCGUGGUUGUUUAUUCGAUUAUCGACGCGCAAUCGUUCAAAACGGCCGAAGAUAUUUUAUUAUAUUUAUGGAAAAACGAUUACAUGGCCUCGAAAGGAGUGAUACUCGUGGGCAAUAAAGCAGAUCUCGAAAGAAGACGAGAGAUACCGGCUAGCACCGGGCGUAAAUUAGCGUUAAAUUUACGUUGUAAAUUUAUCGAAACUUCGAGCGGUUUGGAUCACAACGUGGACGAAUUACUAGUCGGCAUUUUCGCUCAAGUUCAAUUAAACCCGAAACGAAACAGAAUGCAGCAGAGAGGAGCCGUCGAAAAUGGAAAACAACUGUUCAAACAAAUCCUGAAAUUUGGCAAGAAGGCGAAAUCGUGCGAAAACUUAUUCGUCUUAUAAAUUACUUACUUUGUUUUACGCGUCGCCGUCGUCGCACACGUUACGUUGCUGAAAUCUGCGAGUCACGCCAGUUGUAACAUAUUUUUUUAUAAAAAAUUGUAUAAAGACUAUGUAAUCGUAUAUCGUAUCUGAAUCCCCAAUAUUAUAGGUCUCCUUUCAAGAUCGAAACAACCAUUUACCUAUAUUUUAUAAUUGUAACGAGAGUUUGACCUUUUUUUUUUUUACCUACUUUACAAGGUUUAAAGACUCUUCUUGUUGUGCAUAUUGAUACUGAAGUAUAAAUUAUUAUACGUA
Messenger RNA from Planococcus citri (citrus mealybug), 1845 nucleotides. RefSeq names its product GTP-binding protein GEM-like. Bases 214 to 1551 code for a protein of 445 amino acids. The record is from RefSeq and is a predicted model, not a curated record. Lineage: Eukaryota; Metazoa; Arthropoda; Insecta; Hemiptera; Pseudococcidae. The transcript is spliced from 6 exons. Gene Ontology annotation, cellular component: plasma membrane. Gene Ontology annotation, molecular function: GTPase activity; calcium channel regulator activity; GTP binding.